Messenger RNA from Cuculus canorus (common cuckoo), 4956 nucleotides. RefSeq lists its product as uncharacterized. Gene Ontology annotation, molecular function: protein tyrosine/serine/threonine phosphatase activity; polynucleotide 5'-phosphatase activity. Lineage: Eukaryota; Metazoa; Chordata; Aves; Cuculiformes; Cuculidae. The annotation marks the transcript as partial. The record is from RefSeq and is a predicted model, not a curated record. Gene Ontology annotation, biological process: dephosphorylation. The transcript is spliced from 12 exons.
UUAAGUUACGGAGGAAGCGCCGAGCGCGGCAGCCACCGCCCGUGGCGAGAGGAAAGACGCGGCCGGGGACGCAGCGCACCGCUCGGUCAGACGGGGCAGCCGCUCCCAGCCCUUCUCGCUAACGGACACACCGGGCACAGCUCCGCGCCUGCACCGGCACCGAGCGCAGCGCGCCUGACACAAACCGCCGCCGCUUCCCUCACCCAGCAAAGAGCCGGGACUUGUGGCAGGAGCUGGGACACGAGCUGGGGCUGCAGCCGGCGCACGGGCAGGAAAACGGGCAGAAGCCGGGACGGGAGCAGGAGCACGGGCACGGGGCGGAACUGCACGCCCCUACCAGCCACGGCUAAGCAUCCCCUCGGCCCACAGCGCCACUCCCGCCCAGCCCUGCCGGUCACGCGCACGCCCAGAGGCUCCCGCCGCGCAGGCGCAGCGCACCCCAGGCCGAGCGCACGCGCAGGCGGGCGGGCCAAGUCGGGUGGGGCGGGGGAAGGGAUGAGUUCGGGUCCCGUCGCGCACGCGCGCUCGCUCUCCCGAGGAGCAGGCGCAAUUCCCACCCAUCCCGUCCCGGCAAGCUGGCCGUGUGCCGCGCAGGCGCAGUCGAGCCCCGUUCGGGAACGUUCUGAGUCGCACCAACCUUCCUCUGCACGGGAAAUCGUGUCAGGUGCCCACUUUCACCGCUGUCUCCUGUUCUGCCUGCUCCUGCUUUUCAGCAUGGUAAAGAAGAAUACUAUUCCCGAUGGGUGGCGGAGUUUGACACCAGUUGGACAGCCUAUAGCAGGAACCAGAUUUAUUGCAUUCAAAGUACCUUUAAAAGGGGCAAUUAACCAGAGGCUUACCCCAUCACAGAAAUUUACACCAAAAGACUUGAUUGCUGCAAUGAAAGCCCAAAAUGUGGAGCUUGGAUUAAUUAUUGAUUUAACAUAUACCACACGAUACUAUGAAGUUAAGGAUUUACCUAAAAGCGUGCAGUACAAGAAACUUUAUACUAUUGGACUUGAAGUCCCUGAUAAUGCUACUAUCCUACAGUUCAAAAAAUGGGUCAGAAAAUUCCUAUGGGAAAAUGCAGGAAAUGUAAAGACUUUGUUUUCCUUUUUGAUAGAGAAACUCAUUGGCGUUCACUGUACUAAUGGAAUUAAUAGAACAGGCUACCUUAUAUGUAGAUAUCUUAUAGAUGUUGAAGGCUGGGAUCCAGAGGCAGCAAUCCAAGCUUUUGGUGAUGCUAGAGGUCAUCACAUGGAUGGUCUUGUGUAUCUCACAGAUCUCAGAACACAACCAAUGAGAAGUAACCUCGGAAUGGAUGUUUGGGAUUCAGAUGAAGAUAUCAUUCCUCCACCACAUGCAGUGGAAGGACCUAUAGAACGGUUCCCAAAUGAAGAUUUUCAGGGGUCUGGGAAAAGAUUAAGAAUUUAUGAUGACCACUCUCACAAUGAUUUGCAAGGACAGAUACAGUUAAGAGAUUUCGAUUUUAUUAAUAAGGGACUUGGACAAAGACGAAGACCAUUUCAUGACCAUCAGACUCAAGAUGAUUUAAGAGCACCAAUGCAGACAAGAAAUUGGGACUACAAUAGAGGACAGGGACAGAGGCGAAGACCCUUUCCUGAUCACGAGUUUUAUGAUGAUUCUCAAGAAGACCUGCCCCCGAAGGACCUAGAAUUCAGUAACGAGGGACCUGGACAAAGGUUGAGGCCUUUCCAUGGACGCCAGUUUCAUGAUGAUUUACAGGCAGAGGGACAAUCAAGGGGCACUGAAUUUAACAGAGGCCGUGGACAGAGGCAGAGAUCUUUUCCUGACCAUCCAUCCCACAGUGAUUUGCAGGAAGACAGGCAGUCAAAGGAUUUUGAUUUUGGUAGCAGAGGCCGUGGCCGGAGACGAAGACUGUUUCAUGACCAUCAAUCUCGUGAUGAAUUUCAGGCUCAGAUCCAGUUGAAAGAGUUAGAUUGUGUCAGCAAAGGUCCUGGCCAAAGAGUGAGAUCUUUCCAUGACUAUCAGUCACAUGAUGACUUACAGCCACAGAUGCAAAUGGGAGAUCUUGAAUUUGUUAAUAGGGGUCAUGGGCAGAGGUUGAGACCUUUCAAUGAUCACCAGCCACGCACUGAAUUAAAAACAGAGGUGCAACUAAAAGAUUAUGAUAAUAAAGGCCCUGGACAAAGGCACAGACCUUUUCAUGACCAUCAGCCUUAUGAUGUCGUACAGGAAGAGGCUCAGUUAAAAGAUUUUGAUUAUGUUAGUAAAGGUCAUGGACAAAGGUCAAGACCUUUUCGUGAUCAUCCAGGUGACAAUGACUUGCCACGUGAAUGGUGUUCAGACAGAAGUCAAUCUUUUUCUUCCCAUGAAAAUGUACCAGAACCUCAUUUCUCCUCAUCUCCUUCACUUCACAGAGAUUAUGGGUCUAGUAAUGAUGACUUUAACAGAAGUUAUAGUAAUCGACCAAAUUGUCCUGAAGGGAAUAGAAGAAUACAUCCCUCAGGUGAAUUUAAUAGAGGAAAACACAGAUUUGCACCAUAUUCUUCGCGAACAACGCAUCCAUCUUCAUCUGUACACCAAGAAGAUAGUUCAGUAGACUAUGAAAGAAAACCUGUUCAAGGUGAAACUACCAGAGAGAUGGAACAAAGCAAAAGAUUACCAGUUGUAACAGUUGACUACAAUUAUGGCCUGCCAUUAGAUUAUGGAGCUGAAAAGGAAGAGAGAACACAUUAUGGUUUACUUCCAAGACAGCGCUACAACUGGAACUGAAUAAAAAGGAUGAUGCUUGCUCAGAUUAGACAUACUUUUACCCAUUUUACUUUGUAUGUGGACCAAUAUUUUUUUUUUUUUUAGCAAAUUAGGAAAAUGCAAAUUUCAGUAGUAGAGAACUGGUCUCUAUUGUAAGAUUAGCUUCUACUGAUGUUUGGUUCUUGAAAUUUAUUAGUGUGUAUUUGUUAUGUGUAGUUGGAGACAAGGUCUCGGUACACAUGGAAUUAAAGUAGUCCUUCCUUUCAGUGGAAUUGGAACCCCAUACCUUAAAACAAACAACUUUCCAAGUGACUGUAGUUGUGUCUUUUGUUUUACGUUUCUUUAAAAUGUAUGUAGUUUCUGGAUGCAGAAGACAUAAUAAAAUACUGCACUAUGAGGUAACUAGCAUUAACAUUGUAGAAAAAAUACUAUGAAACGAAUGAAGUAAAGUUAUGUCCACAUCAUUCUUUAAUUUGAAAAUAACAGUUGGAAUUAUUGCUAACAGUCUCCGUAGCAUUGCAGUUUAGUUCCAGAUUUUCCAUACCAUUGACAGAACUGACCUAGCUGCAUUCUUUUUUUCAUAGCAGAAUUUUUCCCAGAUUGCUAAAAGCAUGAAUGGAGUUUGGAUACUCUGUCAGUCUUGCUUUUCAGUAAUCGGAAUAUCCCAUUCUGAUUGCAUAUUUUUUCCUGAUCCCAUAGGUUAUAUAUGUUUCAGAAUAGCCCAGUGCAGGCAACUUCACAAUUUUCUCAGCAGCACUUCCAAAUGAGGUACCUCACAUAUCAUUGUCUUGCCUGUCUCACUUGGCCAAGAUCACUAGUGCCUGUGUACUUACACCCUCCUGUUUGUCAGUUGCAUCUGUCUUAUUCUCACUUCUAUUUUAUACGCGUUUUUACAGCAUAGCAGAGUAAUGUAAUUAGAAUAGAAUGACUUCUUCGAGUAGGUUACUUGUAGGAGUCAAGUAUUGGAGGGUCUCCUCUGGACUCCCAGUUCAGUGGAUCUCAAGAAGGCAGUGCAGUUAAAGAGUAACGAAAUUUGUGCCGGCUGCUCAGUAGCACCAACAGCUCCUACUGUGGAAAUCUUAAUUCAUAGGAUGGAAAACAGUAUUAAUGCAAUAUUUGGGUAAAUUAAAAACUAUACACUUUUCAUUAUUAUUAAAUGUUCAUAAAUUAAUACUUUUAAAGGGAUCACAGUGAAUAAGGAUAAAGCCAGACCAUGAUAUUAAAAUACACAAUUAAAAUGAUUUCUAGAUACUUAAGUCAUGCAGCUAAGAAACUGCCUCAAAAACAGUAUAGCUGUAAAGCAUAAAACAAGAAAGAGGUUGGAGGUCUGCACUAGGAAACUGCAAAAACCUUCAUAGUGUUCAUAGCCAGAACCCACAGAUUGCUUUUGCCUUUUAACUAACAGCAUAAAAAAAUUUCUGAAUUCAUGGUUCUAUAGCUACUAAAUAAGGACUAGAUCUGGUAAGCGGAACAUCUGGCAACUCCUGUUGUUUUGUAAUGCAUGCAAAAAGUUUCCAAAAUCCAAGCAUUCUGUGGAUAUAAAUUCUACUCUGCAAAUGCUUCAUUGUCUUUGCAACUAGUGGAACAACUUUGGCUUUAUUCAUUGUGCAAAGUAAAUAGUUUUCUCGUUUUCAUAGCAGCUAGUGAAUUGUAUUUCCCAUUCAGUCUCCGAUUAGGAGCCUCAUCGUGUGAGCCAGCACAGGCAGGAUGCAGGAACAACCACAAAACCACAGAUGAAAUGCAAAGAGUAAAUUUAUUUCCAUUACCUUGCAAACCAGGGUAUCUCCGAAGUAGCACCUGGGCAGAGGCACGCAAACAGGAGCACAGACACCAUGGAGCUCAGUCUUUGCAGGAGAAUAUUGCUGAACCUGCUGGGUCUGGCUGUAUAGCAAGGAUUCACACAGGUGUAGUUUUCCACUGUGCUUUGAUCUUUCCCACAGCAGUGCAAUAAUCUUGAGCAUGUUCACGAGGGUGCCUCCAGGUUUAUUGCAGGCCUAUGUUAUCCCAAUACAGAGGUUCUGCUUGUCAAGCACACAAGACUUAAACAGGGUUUACUACCAUAUAUUUUUUUUCCUACACUCCAGCUGCAAGUCACUUGGGUGCAUUUACAAUCCUCCUUGUAAUCUGCCCUUACAUUCCCACACUCAUUGAUGUGGUCUCAGGAAUGAAGCUCUCUAGAUAUAAACGAGUUGUGGAGCUGAGCUCUAAAUGUUAAGAAAAGGCAUUUAUUUCUUCACUUUU